Molecule: messenger RNA, 1980 nt
Organism: Melanaphis sacchari
Lineage: Eukaryota; Metazoa; Arthropoda; Insecta; Hemiptera; Aphididae
Product: xyloside xylosyltransferase 1
Exons: 4
Coding region: 764-1798 (344 amino acids)
Molecular function (GO): UDP-xylosyltransferase activity
Source: RefSeq, a predicted model, not a curated record
UUAUAAUACGACUAGGUAUACUGAUAUACUGUGCUUAAGUGCUUUCUGUUACCGACAAAAACGACCGAUCCAACUCAACUACAACGAUUAGAUAAUAUAUUGGACUGACUCGAUAUUCGAUAGCACCAAAACCAUGGCGAUAGUAUUAAAUAUUAAUGGGUAUUGGAGCACAUACGACAUCCGAUAGAUAUGCAACACAAAUUAUGGCAGGUACGUGUUGAAUUAUCUAUUUAAUAAUAUAUAUCAUUACGCGAGCGUUUGCCAAAGCGCACAUAACGAUGUAACGUACUUGUUCCAAAUUAAUCGAUUUGUCCAAUUGUCCAAACACAGAUCCCGAUUAUUUAUACACAUUUAUGUACAAUUUUUUAUUUUUAAUUUUCAUACAAUGUCAAUUCUCUCGAUGCGCAGGAUUUUUUUUGUUAAGACAGUCAAAAUAUGUUGGUAACGCUGAGGUUCCUAUAUUGCAGAUGUUUGAACUUUGAAUAUUGAUAGUACGCUGUAAAUAAUAAAUAUUAAAUUAUUUAAUAAGUAAAUAAUAAACAUUAAAAUUGAAAUUGUAAAAUGUAAGUUGUAAGUCGUUAUUCUAUGCUAUAAUAAGUAUUAACUUAUUCUUAUUUUACAAUUUAAAUUUUAAGCUUAUGUGUACGACCUUUAAAUUUUGAUUCAUAGUAUGGUUAACAAUUUUUGGUUGAUUUAAAUGACUUAGAGACACGUCAUCUUUCGUACUACUGUUAUUGAAAAUUGCAAUGCAUCUGUGGUAUUAAUGCGCACUUAUGCCAAGAUCAUUACAGCUAUAACGAUAUUUACAAUAUUAGUGAUUCUGUACACCAACCCAAAGUCUGCGGUUAAUAUAAAAUCGAAAAUAUUGUCUUCGAGCCAUGUGGCGGCUGUACCAGCGAAUAAUAAGACCGAGUCUAAGGUUAGUAUAUGGAUAUCGGUGACAAAAAUUGCUCGCGGUCACUUAUUAACAAAGUUUCGCAAGUUCUUUAAAUCUCUUAUUAGCCAGCGUGGCAAGUGCCGUGCUGUUUUUGAACUAAAUGUUAUAACAGACAAUGCCAGCCGUCCAACAGUUGACGGUGUAAUAUAUGAAUUUAGCAAACAAUACAAAGAAACAUUACUUACCCUAGUUCAUUAUGAUUUUCAAGACGUGCUGAAAAUAGUUGAGAGUAAUAUCGAACCAUUGAAACGAUUUUUCCAAUCAUCAAAAGGAUCUUACUACAGUGAUGAUGUUUUUUAUCUAUCACCAGCACUUCAUCUAGUUGCUCCUAAUUUAUUGGAUAAAGCUAUUGUAGUCGAUGUUGAUACAGCAUUUCAAUCCAGCAUUUGUGACCUUUAUAACAUAUUCGACAAUUUUACCAACACACAACUCUUUGGUUUGGCCCCAGAACUUUCCCCCGUCUACCAUCAUAUACUGUGGAAAUGGAGGAACUAUAAAGGUGAUAAGUACAAAACUCAGCCACAUACUAACUUAAAUGGCUUGAAUAGUGGUGUUAUACUGUCAUAUUUGGAGCGAAUAAGAAAAAGUGCCGAGUACAAUAGACUUAUCAGUCCUGAAUGGAUUUCUGGUGUUGUUCAAAAGUAUUUAUUCAAAGGACAUUUGGGUGAUCAAGACUGGUACACUCUGGUAAGUUAUGAACACCCAGAAUUAAUAUACCGUUUGUCAUGUGGAUGGAAUCGCCAACUAUGCAUGUGGUGGAAAGUACAUGGUUAUGCGGAUACGUUUGACUCAUUUGCAAAGUGUACUGAGAAAGUGCAUUUAUAUCAUGGUAACUGUGAUACGCCUAUUCCACCAAAAUAAAAUUUCCCCUGAACAAAAAAAGCCUUAAAAUACUCAAUAUUUUCAAUAAAGUUUACAAAUUACUAAUUUCGAUUGUUAUAACUUAAAAAAUUUUGAAUUUAUGUUUUACUUGAAUAGUUUUUACAUAAUGUUAUUGCCUUAUUGGUUUAAGUUUUAAAUAUAAAUUUAUAUAUUAUAUUGGA